UCUUUUCAACCUCCAAACGUAACAUCCAUCAACGUGAAUUCGAAUUACUUGAAGAAUUACCCAGGCUCGGUUGCUCGGGGGGAAACGAAAAGGGCGGAAGUGCCGGACAUCGAACUAGUUUUAGGUAUAAGUGCACUGACAGGAGAUACGUCGGGCAGUUACAGAGGGCUUCUCGGUUUGACGGACGAAUUUUACAAAGAAGUGUUCACCGGUUACGAGGGUUUCGACGCCUUCACCAUUGUCCCGGUACUGUUGCAGCCGAAGAGCAGAGGAAGAGUUACCUUGAGGAGCUGUGAUCCACUCGAUCGACCUAUUUUCGAAAUAAAUUACUACGAUCACGAGGACGAUCUCGCGACUAUGGUCCGAGGCAUCGAAAAGGCUGUGAAAGUUGCGUCGACGAAAGCCUUCAAACGUUUCAACGCGACGUUACUGCCGGUCGGGUUCCCAGGAUGCAAACACAUCUCGUUUGAUUCUAAUCCGUACUGGGCUUGCGUUGCGAGGCACGUGAGCACGACCCUGGGUCACUUCGUAGGAACGUGCAAGAUGGCCCCGAGGAGGAACUCAGGUGUGGUUGACCAUAGGUUACGGGUGCACGGGAUCAACGGUCUGAGAGUUGUGGAUGCCAGUAUAAUCCCAACUAUAAUAGCAGGCCAUACGAACGCGCCCGCUUAUAUGAUCGCUGAAAAGGCCGCGGACAUGAUAAAGGAAGACUGGAAAAUGGCAAAUUCUCCGCGCAGAACGUCGUUUAACACGUUCAAUCCGCUAAUUGCUGAUUUGAUGUUGACUGAAAUAUUGCUUGUUCAAUCGUGUUUAUCACAAUGCUCUUUCUAUGUUUUCUUCACUUUAGUCAGACUUCUUGGAGGCUUUUUGGUUUUGUAUUGCACAUUAUCUUUCUUUGAUUCAGAGGAAUCCGCUGUAGCGAAAUUUUCGAUCGUAAGUUGUUUGACAGAUCAAAAUCGUCGUCGUUCAAAGCAGUCACACUGACGAUUAAAUGAAUCGAGAAUUUUGUAGAAUUUUUGAAAAAUUUUCACUUCGCUGUUUUAUUUGUACAGUGAGUCGCAGAACCAUUCGUAUCAUCCUCUUGCAAUUGCCAAUUUUGUACGAUUCGAUAUCAAUUUCGAUACACGUCAUCGAUGAAAAAGUUAAUUAAACCUUUUUGCAUAUUUCAACGUACAUUAUCAUUGAAAAGAAUUUUCAAAUUUGUAUCGUGAAAGCGAAAUAUUUCUGACUUUCUGCAUGUUUCAAAAAUUAGAAAAAGGAUUGCGUAUGGUCGAAAUAAUUUCAACUAUCAGUUGACAUUCAUGAUGAAAUGAAUAUAAAAUGAAAUUACUGACAAAUCUGGUAUGACCAUUUAAUAAUAAUGGUAACAGAGAUUGAACGUGUUACUCGAGCAUUGGGAAAUG
Molecule: messenger RNA, 1403 nt
Organism: Heterotrigona itama
Lineage: Eukaryota; Metazoa; Arthropoda; Insecta; Hymenoptera; Apidae
Source: the annotation of a GenBank genome assembly